Naegleria gruberi is the source of this 816-nucleotide messenger RNA. RefSeq lists its product as uncharacterized. The coding region runs from base 1 to 816 and encodes 271 amino acids. Lineage: Eukaryota; Heterolobosea; Eutetramitea; Acrasida; Naegleriidae. The transcript has 3 exons. Gene Ontology annotation, biological process: steroid biosynthetic process. Gene Ontology annotation, molecular function: 3-beta-hydroxy-Delta5-steroid dehydrogenase (NAD+) activity. The record is from RefSeq and is a predicted model, not a curated record.
AUGUCAUCUCCUUCACAACAACAACAAUUACAUACAGUUUUAAUAACAGGUGGAUGUGGUUGUAUUGCCCAACACUUAACAAAGGAAUUAUUAUUAAAUCAUGAAGAAUUAAAUAUUGAUAAAAUUAUUUUACUUGAUGUUCAACGUGAAUGGACUCCUUUCUGGCAUGUUUACAAUAAUUCUAAUACUAUUAAUAAUACUACUACUAUUGAAUCUAAUAAUGAUGAUAAUUCUAAUAAUAAUUCUAAUUCUAAUAAUAAUAUAUGGAAAUAUCCAAGUUUAGAAAUUGAAAAGGAAAAGAUAAAAUUCUAUCAAAUUGACAUAAAAGCACAUAAAUUAGUAAUAGAAAGACCAUUUAAAGAAAAUCAAAAAUUAAAUUCACUCGUAUUAACACUUUGUAUGACUAUAUAUGGUGAAGGUGAUCAAAAUACUUUAAAUUUAAUUCAAUCAAAUAGAACUAAUUUAGAUAUAUCUGCAAAAGGUCAUUCUUUAUAUGCAGGUAAUGCUGCACAUGCUCAUAUUUUAGCAUUUAAACAACUUUUAAAUAAUCCAAAUAUGGUAAGAGGAAUGACAUUUUCAGUACAUGAAAAUAAUUUUGGACAAUUAUAUUUUAAAGCCUUGAGAGGUAUUAUGAAAAUUACUAAAUUUGUAAUUGAUGUUACUUAUUUAAAUAGAUAUGAUGAUUUUGAUUUGAAAAAUAUUGAAAAAUAUUUAAAUUAUAAACCAAAAUAUAAAAGUGAACAAGCCUAUGAUAGAAUUGCACAUUAUUUAAAAUCAUUAGAAAAAUUAGGUAAAAUUAAAUUACCAAAAAUGUAA